Drosophila serrata is the source of this 2412-nucleotide messenger RNA. RefSeq lists its product as uncharacterized. The record is from RefSeq and is a predicted model, not a curated record. Lineage: Eukaryota; Metazoa; Arthropoda; Insecta; Diptera; Drosophilidae. Gene Ontology annotation, molecular function: ATP binding; protein kinase activity. Gene Ontology annotation, biological process: protein phosphorylation.
CCUAAUUCAACGGUGAUUCCUUUGACGUCCGCACACGUGGGCGGGGCUCAUAAGUUAUUGAAGAGCUCCUAAGUGACCACCCGUUGUCCUCGUUUUCCAUUUUGCUGUAUGUGCAGUUGCAUCCGGAGAAUGUGCGAAGAGCUGACCAUCCCGUCCGCCUAAGCAUGAACCGCUACAUCACGUUGACCCAGCUGGGCGAUGGAACCUAUGGCACCGUGGUCCUGGGCCAACGCAAGGACACCGGCGAGAAGGUGGCCAUUAAGCGCAUGAAACGCAAGUACUACUCUUGGGAGGAGGCCAUGAAUCUGCGCGAGGUUAAGUCCCUUAAGAAACUGUCGCACCCGAACAUCGUGAAGCUGAAGGAGGUGAUCCGGGAGAACGAUACCCUAUACUUUGUGUUUGAGUAUAUGAAGGAGAACCUCUACCAGAUGAUCAAGGAUCGGGACACGCACCUGCCCGAGCCGGAGCUGAAGAGCAUUCUUUUCCAGGUUCUGACCGGUCUAGCCUUCAUGCAUCGCCAUGGCUUCUUCCACCGCGACCUCAAGCCGGAGAACCUGCUUUGCUCCGGUCCGGAACUCAUCAAGAUAGCCGAUUUUGGUUUGGCCAGAGAGAUACGAUCACGACCACCGUUCACGGAUUACGUCUCGACGCGUUGGUACAGAGCGCCGGAGGUGCUCCUGCACUCGACCAACUAUGGCAGCACCAUUGAUCUCUGGGCCAUGGGCUGCAUCAUGGCCGAGCUCUAUACCUUCCGACCGCUCUUCCCGGGCAGUAGCGAGGUGGAUCAGCUCUUCAAGAUUUGCUCAGUGCUGGGCACGCCAGAGAAGAACGAUUGGCCCGACGGAUAUCGCCUGGCUGCCAUGAUUCACUUCCGGUACCCGGACUGCAUCAAAGUGCCACUGAGCAGCGUCGUCAGUCGCUGCAGCCAAAACGGACUCGAUCUGCUGGAGGAUCUUCUGGCCUACGAUCCCGACAAGCGGCCGACAGCCCAGCAGAGUCUUAAAUACCCAUAUUUCCAUGCCCUCAAGCGGAUCUCGCCCACCGCCGCCACCAAGGCAAAUGUGCGGCUUAACUCCAAGUACGCACCAAUGUCCAAUGGCCAUCAGCAGGUGCAGGCCGUUUCGAACAACGUGCUUCCGGUGCAGGAGAAGCUGCAGGCGGUCACCGAGAUGCUCCAUCAGAGCAACAACAACAACAACAACAAUAAUAACAACAGCAAUAGCAACUCCAAUCUCGGCAAAAACAGUAAUCUAAGCAAUGGCAAGGUGACUGCGAAGAAUGGAGGAAUGCCGAGGAAGUACCAACCGAAGCUGAGCUUCCUGACCAGCCACGAAAUGGGUGCAGGGUCCUUGGCGGACUCCUCCAGCCUCGGUGGCGCCACAGCAGAUGGUAUCCAGGUGCAGCAGCAGCACCACCAAAACGGAGGCGAGUCGAUAAACGACAUAUACUUAAACCGCAACAUCUCACAGCUCUUCGGUCUACCGGCGGGUACUCAGCAUCAUCAGCAGAUGCACCAUCCGAACGUCUCCUUCAGCACGACGUCGUCCAGGAAUGCUGGAGCCAUCUACGUAAAUGGUAGCCACCUCAGCUACGACACGGCCAACAUGAAUGCCAAGAAUAAUGCCAAGAUCGUGGUGGGAGCCACAAACGGAGGUUACUAUGUGCCAGUGGUCAGGCCAUCGCUCUUGGCUCCCGAGGCCAAGGUCUACAACGUGUUCUCCAAGGUCAGUGCCAGCCAGGCCCCGCCGAGUAUCAUUGUCCGUCAGCCGCAGCUGCAGCAGGAGGCAGGAGCACCGCCCAUGCGACUCUCAGGUAGAUCCCGAGCACCGAUCCAGGACUCCAACGUGGGACCCUUAAAGUCCGACGAUCUGGAUUUGAUACUUGGCUCCAAGCUGAAGAACUCCGCCAAGCGGCAGCGGAACGCCAAGGCCAACAUUCUCCUGGAGGAUCUCUUUGGGCAGCUGUCCAUGGACUCAGACAGCGAUGGCAAGUACCCGCACACGGUGCCGCCCACGCAGCAGGCAAAGAAUGGCCAGACAUCGACGGGGGGUCCCCGGGAGCGGGAUCUGUUCGGAGAGAGCUUCCUGCCCAGGCCAGGACUCCGGAAGAAGGCCACUCAGAGCAGUCUGGAGGUGAACAACGGUAGCCACGCGGACUCGCUAGCUCAAAAUACACAAAAGGAAAAGGCCGCAGCGGCAGCCAGCUUCCCCUGGGAUGAGACCAACAAGACGGAGGACGAGAAGCUGACGGCUUGGAUGGUGGCAGAGAACGGAUCCCUGCUGGAGAAUAAGUUCUGAGAAGAUGAUCGACCUGCGAAAUGCCGUUGUACCUGAAACAGAAUGAAGAGAAUUCACGUGCCUGUUGUCCUGCGUAUUUCCGAACUGAAUCCGUAUCUGAAUCCAAAUCACGAAG